AUGUUUCAUUCAGAAACACCAGAAGAGAAACUACAAACUAUAAUAAACAAACUUAAAGGUGGUAACAGCGAAUUGCGGAUCAUUUUGGCAACAUCCGCAUUGGGAAUGGGAAUUGACAUCUGCAAUUGUAACUCCUGUAUUUUGUAUGGUGCACCUUCUUCUGUGGUUGACUUGAUCCAAGAGGUCGGUAGAAUUGACAGAAAUUGGGAUGAAGCUGUAGCAUUGCUGUUGUUUAAUAAAUAUCAUUUACAGCAAAUGGAAUCAAAUGUAAAAAGAAUGAAUAAGACAAACACAUGUGUCCGCUUAAGCAUAAUGGAAGACUUUCUUAUCAAAACAGAACUUGCAAUAGUUCAUAGUGGAACACAUACUUGUUGUGACAUUUGUGAAAAGGAAUGUACAUGUGGCCAGUGUAACAAAGUGAUGAUUGAGCAAUUUUUUCAUGGAAUAGUAGACAAUGAAGGAACUAGCAGUUCAAGUAGUGAUACAGUUAUAUUAAUAUGGCGAUGA
Molecule: messenger RNA, 507 nt
Organism: Mytilus trossulus (common blue mussel)
Lineage: Eukaryota; Metazoa; Mollusca; Bivalvia; Mytilida; Mytilidae
Exons: 1
Coding region: 1-507 (168 amino acids)
Biological process (GO): double-strand break repair via homologous recombination
Cellular component (GO): chromosome; nucleus; cytoplasm
Molecular function (GO): 3'-5' DNA helicase activity; four-way junction helicase activity
Source: RefSeq, a predicted model, not a curated record